Messenger RNA from Pecten maximus, 4597 nucleotides. RefSeq lists its product as uncharacterized. The transcript has 13 exons. The coding region runs from base 269 to 2899 and encodes 876 amino acids. NCBI's taxonomy places the organism in Eukaryota, Metazoa, Mollusca, Bivalvia, Pectinida, Pectinidae. The record is from RefSeq and is a predicted model, not a curated record.
GGACCAGGGCGAUACAUCCCAGGGAUCUUCUCACCUGACAGGUCUAGGUUUUGACAAGCGUGUGAGAUAAGAUAUGACGAUUCAUUGUAGUAAACAUUGCACCUAGACCAGGUAACACAUGUCGGGGACUGAAUAUGCUGUUAUAAUUAGCACACAAUGACCAGCGUAAAGAGACGAAAGAUAACCCGACUUCUAACAAAAGAGACUGAAAUGGAGAAUGUAAAAAUGACUGUGAAGAUGGUAUGACCUUAGAUAGACACUACACAACAUGGAAACGUUUUCGAAGGAGGAAAUGAACAGUGCACUGCUUGGAAUGUACGUGGGGACGAGGGGUCCUAAGACGUUACGGAAAUGUAUCACAGAUAAGUUGUUUACUUAUCAAAUGUGGAGGAAUGAAGAAUCAAUACGUGAACGACUGGAUGCCGAAAUGGUUCUUCUGGUUUUCCCGGAGAGUAAACCGGUCCCUUCAUUAGACGAACUUGAUGAUAUUGUAAUUCAAGAUAUAAGUUCGUUGGCGUUUGCAUUGUCCAAAAACGAACAAGAUAUUUCAAAGUUACGGAAUUCAAUCCAAGGCAUGUUAGAAGGUCCAAUCUUUUAUAAAUAUUUGCAGUCUAGAGAACAACAAUUUCGUAGAAAGAAUAGCAGUGCAAAAUUACUGAGUAGGAUCCAGUUUGCCAAACUUUACCCCGAGAAUGAGAAAUCAAAUAUAUACGAGUUGGACAUUUCCCUACUGUGUUUUAUAUUGUUUGAGGGAAUGGGAUUUAGGCCAAUAUCAGAUUGUGAUAAACUUCCGUUGGAAAGUGUGAUAACCGAAGCAGACGACAUGCUACGGAUUAAGAUAUGCAGAAACAUUCUCGUCUAUCAAAGUAAUGCUGAAAUGAGUGACGAAGAAUUUAAUAACUAUUGGGAAUGUCUAACGGGAGCGUUCGAACGAUUACUAAAGAGCACAAGUGUGCGACGGGAAAGUGAGAGACUCAAGUCGUUGCGACUUCCUGAUGAAAAGAUGGUCCAGUUUAAAGCAAUGGUACAGGGAUGGCGAGACGAUGAGCAAGACGAACGGAUAGAACAUCAAGAACAAGAGUUAGGUACUGUGACAAACACCGACUCGCAUACAUAUAGUGUUAUUAAAGCUAACGGAACAAACAUAGUUGACAACCUGAACGAGAAGCACGAGGAACUGGCCAGCUUGUUCAAGAAAAACAGUUCAAAGCGUCGAAAAGUUCAAAAUAAAGAGCUCAAAAAGUCGUUUCCGUUACGGGUGCAUGGUUACGACAAAUUCAAACAGGUGUGUCACAUCAUGCAUGAAGUAGGUAUCAAAUACACACUUCCUAUCACUUCAACCACAGACACAACGCUAAAAAGUGAUAGCUCAUCAAGCCCUAAAAAUUCCGACCGUGGAGUUCUGCAAUUCGAGGUGGACAGUGAAGAUGCUCCUGAUAAAACGUCUCUUAAUCUUCGCCGAUCUAGGAGCUUACCGCGCUAUAGACCGAAACAAUGUGAUGAUAACUCUUGUCGAGCCAGCGAUACAACCAGCAACCUGAAUAGCUCUGUAGACAGUGCGAAAGACCAUAGCAAGGUAGCGGAUACCAGACCACAAAGACAGUGGAAACGGAAUCUUAGUGAAAAGUGUAGGAGCUCUCCUGGAAACAGAUCUCCCAGAUCCGGAAACUCUAUACGUAUGGGUGUCAGGUCAUUUGAUGAAGUAAAAUUGACGGUUUGUAAUUCGACAACCAAUCCAGAAGUUACCGAUGUUGAACACGACUGUACUGAUGAAUAUUUAACACGGCAAUUGGAUCCUUUAUAUGGAACCGGAUCACACGGCCGAAUAUUAUCAGACCAGCUUAUGGAGAGCACUGAAGAUGUCGGGGAUCCCACUGGAUACUUUCUUUCUCUACAAAGACGAGACGAAUAUAUACACUCCCCCACAGAGACACAACAUAUGCCUGGGAAUACAUACGGAAACGUAUUUCAGAUAAUACAGACGCGUACGAAAAACUCGCCGACAGAUACGUGUCUAUCUAAUCUAGAGGAAGAGGAGGACAACACAUCACUUAGUGCAACAUCCGGGGAAUACGUUCUGGAGGAGGAGGGCGACGAGAACUCGACAAAACGUGUUCCGGUGAUCGGAGAAAACGUUAGAUUGUCCUCAAUCAAGAGCGGUAUGUAUAGUGAGGAUUCUACUGGUUACAACACCGACCUCCUCACACUCAAUAGUUCAGUGGACGGCAACACGUCAUCCGACACCCUGCUAUUCCAGCCGGUCAGACUUCCAACCGCUCACACAUCACCUACGUGUGGUAUUCACGGAACAUGGGCACCGCUUGCGAAAGGAAAAGGAGAGCAAGUCUUUCAUCUCUCAAUAAGUCCCCGUGCCCACCCGAACGCAACAGACGAUGGUUACGCUUCCAAUGGAUAUUUCAGUUCUUUAGACAGGGACUCCUCAACAACGCCAGACCAAUUCCGAAUGAUAACCUUACAGAACACGGUCCAUGACAAUACGACAGAACCGUUUGUAUACAGGGAGGAUCCAAACAGUCAAGAAGAAGCACACAACAAGGAGUUAAAUUCGAACACAGAAGCCGAAACUUUGCUAGAUCGCACUGUCUCAAAGAAACAAAAAGGGUUUUCAAUUAGCAAUUGCUUCAAAAGUUGUUUAUUUUGUGGGGUGGAAGUACCGGAUACGGACCAGGAAAAGUCAAUCAUUGUCAGCGACAACUACAGACAGAGAAGAGAAUCAGAACGCCAUUUACUGAGUUCCUGUAAUUCGACCGCUUCAACAGAUGUAUCAGGACAGGUGGACAGUAUUCAGUUAUCAGAAUCUCAGCACACCGACAGAGGAUUACGAAUUGGAUACUAUACUGACAAUAGAAGCGACGAAUUAGAGGAGAUAUUUGUGUGAAGAUCGAGAUAAUGAGGUUAUAGAAAACCGGGAGUACCUCAAUACCUACAAUAUAGAUCUGCUUGCAUCUGUAUGUGAUCUAUAUUUUAGGAAGAAUUUUCAGGACGAGCGAAAAUCCCCAUCUGUGACUGAUCCAGGAUGUCUUAUAAUAUUAUUUUUGUACCAUGUCAAACAUAUCUUCUUUUUCUUUGUUCAGGAUGAUUUUGUCUUAGUAUUUUUUUUCAAUCGGCAAAUGCUGGGAAAAAUACAGCAGCCAUCAAAUAAUUGAAAAAAAUAGAUUCAAAUGCAUUUCAACUCUGUCAAUAAAACAGUAAUUGAAUGCAAGAGUGAAGGCGACAAAAUGCAUUAAGAUAUAUAAUUUUUUUUAUUUUGUGCUUAAUACUGAAAUCUCGUUUUCAAAUACUGGAUUGAUGCUGUUGCUGCAGUUUUAUUAACCUCUCCAGCUAAGUUAACGUUAUGCUUUAUGCAACAGGACGCAGCUUUCCAUAAAAUCAUCAUGGUUAACAUAUGUUCUGAGUUAGUAAACAAAGCCAUUAAAAUGUAAUCACUGGUUUCAGUAGUAUGGUGCCAAAGGGAAAAUGAAAGUAAUGGUCUGAUUUAAUAAUAUUCAGUUAGUCAUCAGACUAUUUACAUCCUAAUAAACUGAAAUAUCAAUUGACAAAAUUGAGCCAAACUUUCAUAGACCAAUCAUUUGUAUUUCAUUACAAUUAAUAUGUAUUGCGGAAUAACCCGCAAUUCACGUUAUAAAAUUGGGUGCAGAUACUGCUUAUUUCUGUUUAGAUAAGAAAUCUGGUACUUGCAUGUAUUAACGAAAAAAGUUUGGAGCAUGACGCUUUUUUUUAAAAAUAUAAAACACAUGACACAUUACUGAGUUAUCUCCCUUGUCUGUAAGCUCUUACCGGUUUCAACAAGAAGAUAAAAUCAAUUUGGCAUUGGAACAAAUUAGCCCAAUUAAGUAUCAGAAUUUGUUUGUUAGCUCAAAACCCACCCAUAUCCCACCCCUUGUUUGGUACUUUGCUGCUGUCUUUUUCUUAUUCUGUAUUGCAGACAAUAAUUAUUGGACAACUUUGAUGUCUUUCCAUGAGCGCCUGUUUCCACAUUAAAUGGCUGUGAUCCUUUGGCACUUUCCUGUUGUAACAUGAAGUGUGGAACAAAUGAUGCCAACCUUAAGGAAUUCAUGUAUUCGCUGUGUAUUAUACAGGACUUACCGGUAUUUUGGCAUAGUUCGCGGUACAAGUUACUUUAGGUAGGUUUUAUUGAACUUUUGCUAUAAAUCUUUGGAGAGCUGCUGCCAAGUAUACAGUUUAUCAACUGAUUUGUCUAAUUUACAAUAUUUUGGACAUGUUAUUCAUUGUGAACAUUGUUCUGCUGAUCUGUUUCUAUAUUGAAUGCAGUUGCAGCUGCAUAUUGAUUUGUUAAAUAUUGAUUUCAAUGAUUUGGCAUCUUGGCACCCAGAAUCUGUUAAAUAUUGAUUAUUUGAAAACUAUUGAUUAACGGGGAGUUGUCACCCAUGAACCGUUGAUUGAUUUGAUUACUUGAUUUUUCAUUGAAUUUGCUUUAUAAUUAACGGGAGCUGUACACCCAGAAACCGUUAAGUAUCAUUGUUUGUAUUAUUGAUUUGUGGCAUGUCAUUUAUACCCAUGCUGGGACGACUACCAUUUCUAGUAAAGUUGUGACUAAUAAAUCCAAUCAAACCUA